CUUUCAUCGGACACAACCGGAUUCGCGCGCGCACACAGACAGACGGGACAGAGAUGGAGUAUGACAGCGGCAGUGUGUUGUUAUAACCGGACGGCAGUGUGUUGUUAUAACCGGACGUCUGUGCGUUUGAGUGAGCAAGGAUUUAUAUGUUUAUAUAAAUAUUUUUUGGCCGGACUUCACGAGGUGUUCAGUCAUGGAUUUGAGGUUAUUGUUCUUGCUGCUGUUGCUGGUUCAGUUUUCUGCUGAGGGCACUGCAAAAGAAGGAGGCAAACCCAAGAAAGGCAAGAAAGGCAAAAAACCAGUCGUCUGUCCUUCUCAAUUGUCAGCCGAAGAUCUCGAUCGAGUUCCUGCCAAUUCCACUAGUAACAUCCUCAACCGUCUGCUGGUGACUUAUGACUCCCGCAUCCGCCCAAACUUCAAAGGCAUUCCAGUGGAGGAUAAGGUGAACAUUUUCAUCAACAGCUUUGGCUCAAUUCAAGAGACCACAAUGGAUUACCGUGUAAACAUUUUCCUGCGGCAGCGCUGGAACGACCCGAGGUUGCGCUUGCCAACAGACUUCAAGUCAGACGCGCUGACAGUGGACCCCAAAAUGUUCCAGUGCCUGUGGAAGCCUGAUCUGUUUUUUGCCAACGAGAAGAACGCCAACUUCCAUGACGUGACACAGGAGAACAUCCUGCUGUUCAUCUUCCGCAACGGGGACGUGCUCAUUAGCAUGAGGUUGUCAGUGACUCUCUCAUGUCCUCUGGAUCUCACCCUUUUCCCCAUGGACACACAACUUUGCAAGAUGCAACUAGAAAGCUAUGGCUACACCACAAAGGACCUGGUGUUCAUGUGGCAGUCGGGUGACCCAGUUCAGAUGGACGAGAUUGCUCUGCCGCAGUUUGAUGUCAAACAAGAGGACAUUGCUUACAGGAACUGCACCAAAUUCUACCCUGGAACAGGUUAUUACACGUGUGUGGAGGUGAUAUUCACUCUAAGGAGGCAGGUCGGCUUCUACAUGAUGGGUUUCUACGCUCCCACGCUCCUCAUCGUGGUCCUGUCAUGGCUGUCUUUCUGGAUUAACCCCGAUGCCAGCGCAGCCCGUGUUCCUUUAGGUAUUCUGUCUGUCUUGUCACUCACAUCUGAAUGCACAUCUCUGGCAUCUGAACUGCCGAAAGUCUCCUACGUGAAGGCCAUUGAUAUCUGGAUGAUCGCCUGCCUGCUCUUCGGCUUCGCCUCACUGGUGGAGUAUGCUGUGGUUCAGGUCAUGCUGAACAGUCCUAAGCAGAUAGAGGCGGAGAAGGCGAGGAUGGCUCAGAAGGAGAAGGAGAAAGAAAAAGAGAAAGAGAAGGAAGGGAAGAACACGUCCAAGGCCAACUCCAUUAAUGGCACUGGAGGAACCCCGAUUCAUGUUAACACGCUGCAGGUGGUUGAAACCCGCUGUAAGAAGGUGUGCACCUCCAAAUCGGACCUGCGCUCUAACGAUUUCAGUAUUGUCGGCUCUCUGCCACGCGACUUCGAGCUCUCCAACUUCGACUGCUACGGGAAGCCCAUCGAGUCCACAAAUGCGCUGCUCAAAUCGCAGAACAAGAAUGCUAAGAAGCCGCCGCCCCCAAAACCUGUCAUCCCGUCAGCUGCCAAGCGCGUCGACCUGUACGCUCGUGCACUAUUCCCUUUCUCCUUUCUCUUUUUCAACGUCAUCUACUGGUCCGUUUACCUGUGAGCCAUGUGUGUGUGUGUGUGUGUGAUUUUGAGCAUGCAUGACUGCCAAGACAGAGUUUCCAGCAUGCACCAAGUAUUUGAGAUUUGCAAUAUUUGCCAUUUCCACCUGAUAACGAAGCUAAAGACUCAUUGCCCAUGAGGUAUGUAAUAAUUGUCAAUAUCACAUCCAACUUAGGCUUGUGUGCUAUUGAUUAUCUGGUUUAAUAAAAAUAAUAGCCUCAAAAAAACAUUGAAAAAGCUGUGCAGUCGGGGGCUGCUUGUUGGCAGUGGCAAUUACAAAAUCUCAGCUGGAUGGUGGAUUUUUAGGUGAUUCUUCAUUAAUACAUAGUAAACGAUAUAAUUUGAUAUAAUUCAUUUACAGUCAGUUGCCUAACAUCCACAUGGCUGACAUUUCAUCCUUGUUUGCUUUCAAAAGUCCAAUUUUUUUUGCCAUUUUUACCCAAAAAUAUUUCUGAAGUUAACUCUGUAAUUGUAAUGUUAGCUAAAUCGAACCAAAUAUACACUGAUAGAUUAGAUUAGAUUAGAUUAACUGGAAACAUUCCCCAUUUACCCAGUCGAAUGUGUGAGAUAGACGAAGGGGGCGGGGCUUUCUGGUGGUGUCAGUUCAUAUCAGAGAGUGAAACACCUGCGAGAAUCGUUCCAGAUUCAUUUGUCAAGCAGCUCAUCUGUCGUUUUUAUUGAGUGGAAAAAAAACCCCCCCCCCCACUCUUUUAGGUGUAUUUUUGAGUCAGAACUUACUUCCAAUCAGAAGUGGACAAAGUACCCAACUUCAUUACUGAAGUCAAAGUACAGAUCCCACCGGUCAAAUGUUACUCCGAUACACGUGAAAGUUGUCCAGUCAAAUUUUUACUGAAGUUAAAGCACUGAAGUACUUGCUUUUAAAAAUACUUAAGUAUUAAAAGUACAUUUUCUGUCAACACAUCGUUGUAUUAUUGCCACAACGCUUACAAAACCUAACGCCGUUACCAAAGACGGAAAUGUGAAUUCACAAAAUGAACGCAUGCUGUGCCAUCAUGAUGGUUUAACGUUAAGCUAGCUAGUCAGUGAAAAUCCACCUGACAUGCUGGCAAACUCUUUUCAAACUCUAAAUCAUACUGAGUACCUAACGCUACUAGAAAAGAAAGAUUUCUACAUUCUGUUUAUUUGGCAGCAUUAUGCUAAAACAUAUUUCUGAAAGGACUUCAGAUAAGUUAACGUUAUUCAUGUUAGCGUAACUCUGUUUUACAUGCUAACUAACAGUGUCCAAGUUACCCAGCUAUGUGUAAACGUUAGCUGUGGACAAGGCUACGGCAACUUGGCGGGCAAAUCCAUAGAAAGUCAUUUGACUAACCAGACUGCAACGCUAUUGCAACGUUAUCGCUAGCUCUAAAAGCACAGACAACUUCGUUGCAAGCUUUCUCUUGGAAUAAAACGUUUACAGACCUCAAUAUGCUUCCGCAGGUCGGACGAUGAGUUUUUGUAGUUUGAUGUGGUUUGGUUUUUGGCAAACAAAGCAAACAUUUAAAACUAAACGAAUCUUUAUUCCUUUCAGAAAACUGAAACAUGGGUUCUCGGUAAAGCCAUGAUGGUGUUCAUGAAGAACCGCCUCCUUCCAUUCUGCCAUCAACUGAUCGUGUUCAAAUAAUGCUGCUGAGAAAUCAGUGAACUUGAUUUUAUACAGUCUAUGGACGUGACGUGACCCUAGUGACUACUGACAGACUGUCUCAGUGUCACCUGUGAAAAAACCAAUCACGUUUUAGAAAAGAAAAGUAAAACCAUCCACUUUCAAAGCUGCUUCAUAGUAACGAGGACCUUGAUAGAAAUGUAGUGGAGUGAAAAGUACAAUAUUUGCCGUUCAAAUGUAGUGAAGUUAAAGUCAUAAGUUUCCAAACAAAAUAAUACUCAAGUGAAGUACAGAUACUCAAAAAGUGUACUUUUUAAGUACAGUACUCAAGUAAAUGUAUUUCGUUACUGUCCACCCCUGCUUCGAAUCCUAGCAUACUCGUUACUCACUAAACUCAUAAAGGUUGGUUGUAAUAAAAUAUAAUCAGAGUAAUAUCACUGAUUAUUGUUGCAUUGUAUUAUAAUAUUACAUAUAAAUUAUUAUAUCACACGAGCCUAAUCUUACAUACAGAUAUUUUUAUUACAGAGCAUUGUAUUUUGAUGUGCAAAAUUAUUGGCACCCUCAAUAUAUUUGGGGGGAAAACCCCAAAAUGGGUGUUUAGUGUUGUUGAGGAUUGUUAUCAAAUUAGAAACCGUAAGAGAUGUGAAAUAGUACAAAUCACAAGUUAUUUAUUUAUAAAACAUUACAGUAAAGGAUUUAUCGAAGUACACAAAGAAAAAAUUGAAUAGAAUUUUACAUCCAGUCAACUACAAAUAUUUCAUCAUAUCAUGGUGAUAUAGAACUUCUAAUAAAACCUGAAAUACAUCCAGAAGUGUGUAUCAUGUUAUGAUAUCGGUCACUUCCAGGCUUCAGUGGUGGUAAUUUGUACCCCUAAGGAAAAAAAAAACGUAAAUGACUUAUUUACUUCUUGUUUACUGUUUUGGAGUGCAUGACUUUGCAAAGUGGAAAGUUCAGACUCCUUUCUAACCAGCUUCUUUGCAUUGAGACCAUUUUACAUCUGUGUGUG
This is a messenger RNA of Neoarius graeffei (lesser salmon catfish), 4310 nucleotides long. It is a transcript of the gene glrba, whose product is annotated as glycine receptor, beta a. The record is from RefSeq and is a predicted model, not a curated record. Gene Ontology annotation, molecular function: neurotransmitter receptor activity; extracellularly glycine-gated chloride channel activity; transmembrane signaling receptor activity. Gene Ontology annotation, cellular component: neuron projection; synapse; postsynaptic membrane. Bases 194 to 1702 code for a protein of 502 amino acids. Gene Ontology annotation, biological process: nervous system process; regulation of membrane potential; chemical synaptic transmission. Lineage: Eukaryota; Metazoa; Chordata; Actinopteri; Siluriformes; Ariidae. The transcript is spliced from 11 exons.